This is a messenger RNA of Acanthopagrus latus (yellowfin seabream), 4596 nucleotides long. RefSeq names its product nuclear receptor coactivator 7 (gene ncoa7b). NCBI's taxonomy places the organism in Eukaryota, Metazoa, Chordata, Actinopteri, Spariformes, Sparidae. Gene Ontology annotation, biological process: response to oxidative stress; regulation of transcription by RNA polymerase II. Bases 401 to 2830 code for a protein of 809 amino acids. The transcript has 17 exons. Gene Ontology annotation, cellular component: nucleus. The record is from RefSeq and is a predicted model, not a curated record.
CUACCUGUUUUUAUGCCGCGUUUACCGCUUAAAUGCGUCGUUGAACAACCCGAGUUUGGCGUCAGCGUUGUGCCAGACUGAACGGACAGACACACGCCACCUUGUUCGAGGAGAAUGGGACGAGCGGCUCGGUCGAAUUAAACACCCUCAUCUCCGCCAGGUUGCCAUUGUCCGGUAAACAAAGUGGCUAGCUAGCGCCGUUAGCAUCAGCUGUGGAGUCAGCUGGGGCGGACUGGACCUUGCUCACCGUGACAAGAAAGAAGCCUGAGAGCACAGUGUGAGAAGAGGUGGAUCUCCCCUUUAAGUGUGGUGUGUGUGUGUCUGCUGGAUUGGACACACUGUGGGUGGGUGUUUGUAUGGAUGCGUUUGACUGCGUGAAGAUUUAAGGGACCCUGGCCUGAUGGAGAAGAGAGACAGGAAGCCGGGAUACUUUGCAAGGCUGAAGAGGCGGAGGCAGCUCAAGCAAAGCCAAUCAGAGAAGAGCGUGAACGAGCAGAACCCGGCAAUCAUCUCUUGCCCGGACAUCCCAAAUGACAGCGACCCCAACAAGAAGACGGAUCUACAGAGAACAACGGGAAAGCCACCUGCAGGCUCAGACGAUGGCUGUAAAGGUAAAAAUCAGGCUAAGAGGGAGAAGAGAAGGCCACCAGGGACAGUGGAGUUCACUGUGGGGUCGAAAGACUCCCUCAACAGCAUCGCACUCAAGUUCAACAUCACCCCAAACAAACUGGUCCAGCUGAACAAGCUCUUCUCCCGCAGCGUCUACCCCGGUCAGAGGCUGUUUGUCCCUGACAUGAACCAGACAGAGGCUGACCUAAAGUCUCCGAGUUGCUCCGAUCCCUCGUUCACAAAUGGCUCAUCAGAGAACGCAUCACAUGACGGUGUUUCAAACUGCACGUCAUCAACGUCCCUCCGGCGUGAGGUCUCCCCAAACUCGGAGGACGAGAGCCCCGCAACAGUUAAAUUCAUCAAGAUGAGCUGCAAAUACUUCACUGAUGGCAUGGGCGUGGUGGGAGGCGUGCUGAUUGUGACGCCCAACAACAUCAUGUUCGACCCCCACAAGUCAGACCCCCUGGUGAUCGAGCACGGCUGCGAGGAGUACGGCCUGAUCUGUCCCAUGGAGGAGGUCGUCUCCGUGGCGCUGUACGAUGACGUGUCGCGCAUGAAGCUCAAAGAUGCUCUGCCGUCAGACCUACCCCAGGAUUUGUGUCCUGUGUACAGGCCCGGCGAGUGGGAGCAACUGCCGUCAGAGCGGGAUCUGAACCCCUUCAGCCGCUACGAGGCACUCGAUCAGAAGAGAACGAUCGUCUUGGACGACAUUGAAUCAACCCUCUCAGAAACUGCGAGCACAGAAGGCGAGCAGACAGAGAAAUCUCCAUCAGAUGAAGGAUUCACAGAUUUGGAGCCAACUCUCAACGGGAGCACUGAAGAGGCGGAGGGGAUGUCCUCCAAGACGGCCAGCGUUGUCAGCAGGGACCAGCCAGAUCUAGGACCAAGCUGCCCAGGCUGGGGAGUCCUCCAGGACAAGUCGAUGCUCGGUCAAACUAAAGGGAAGCUGGAUGAAGACGAGGAUGAGGGCGUGGCCCAGAACAGCUCCAUUGAGGAUGGAGAGUCAAUACAAUCCUCUUCAGAGACUGAAAAACAGGGUAACAAACCUAUGAGCCAGAAGGUAACUGAAACCAAAGAUAUAAAACCUAAAGGGACCGAAGAGCUGCUAAAUGGCGCACAUGACAGUGCGCCAGAGGACCAAAACAGGAAGUUGAGUCUGAAGGAGGCUCCGGAGGUUUGUGGGGACUCUAGUCUGAAGAGACAAGGACCAGACAGACCAGCAGGUGGAGCUGAAAUCAGUGAGGAGGAGAGACGGAAGAAAAGCUACGAGGCAGAAGUGAAGUCAUGGCUGCUGGAGAGGAUGCAGGCUCCAAUAGAAGACAUGCUUUUGUCGUCAGAGGAGAAGAGUAAAAACCCUCCGAUGUUCCUGUGCUUCAAAGUGGGGAAACCAAUGAGAAAGUCUUUUGUCUCUGGGAUGUCCUCCAGCCCCGCCCACUCAUUCGGGGGCCGGGGCAAACAGCCAGAGUACUGGUUUGCUGUCCCACAAGAAAGGGUCGACCAUCUGUACGCGUUCUUCGUCCAGUGGUCUCCGGAUGUGUACGGGAAGGAGGCUCGAGAGCAGGGCUUCGUUGUUGUGGAGAAAGAUGAACUGGACAUGAUCGACAACUUCUUCAGCGACCCUGCAUCCUGUAGCUGGGAGAUCAUCACCAUCGACGAGGCCAAGCGUCGGCAGAGUUUCGGCAGCUGUGACGGAGACUCGGUGGACGCGCUGCCCAUGCUCAGUGACACCAGCGACCUGCUGCAGGACACACAUGUGGAGAAGCUCGCCUGUCGCCUGCCAGCCCGAGUGCAGGGUUACCCCUGGAGACUGGCCUACAGCACUGUGAAACACGGGACCAGCCUGAAGACUUUGUACAGGAACCUGCAGGACGUGGACAGUCCUGUGCUGCUGGUGGUCAAAGACAUGGAUAACCAGAUAUUUGGGGCGUUCUCGACUCAUCCCUUCAGAGUGAGUGAACACUGUUACGGCACAGGAGAGACAUUCCUCUACAGCUUCUGUCCUGAGAUCAAGGUGUAUCGCUGGACGGGAGAGAACUCUUACUUCGUGAAGGGCAACACAGAUUCUCUGCAGUUGGGCGGAGGAGGGGGUCAGCUGGGUCUGUGGCUGGACGCCGAGCUGUACCGAGGCACCACCACCAAAUGCGCCACCUUCAACAACCAGCCCCUUUCCGCCCAGCAGGACUUCAACAUCCACAGCCUGGAAGUCUGGACCUUCGAGUAGCCGCACCCGCCCGCCCCUGCUACUUCUACAUCUGCUCUCUGCACCAAAUCUUCAAACACCUUCUUCUCCCCCCUCCCAAGUCUAUUACGCAUCACUUGGAGGAGAACACAUAGCUACCCCACAAUGACACUUAAUGUUCUGUGAGAGGAGACGGGAAGCAGCCUUCGCAGUUGUUACUGAAAACAGAACAGGAAGUUCUUCUGUAGCCCGUUUUUGAGGUUGAUCUGCAGGUAGGUUGGCCAGUUUUAAGUCAGGUUCAUCUUCCGUUUUUAAAGGUGGAUUUAGGAGAGUUGCUCUCAGUUCAUUGGCUGCCUUAGACAUCGGACAACACCUCCAGCUUUCCCUGCCUUACCGCCAGACAGAGAAGAAGGAAGGCUGCUGGUUCAACUCCUGAAAGGAGCUGAUUUUAAGUGUUUGUAAGAAGUGUCCCUUUAUACUGUAGGUAAACCUGAGCAGAAAUAAUGAUUGAUGAAAUUUGUAUGUGUGGUAAUGUACAGGAUUUUGAACUGAGGAGGUUUGGAUAGAUCUCUUUUUUUCUUUUUGUCCUGUUUUGUUUUUGUUUUUUUGUUUUUUUGUUUUUUUAAGUCGCAAUGAAUUUCAAAAUCUUGAAGGAAGUGAACAUUCGCCAGGGAGAUUUUCUCAGAUCCUCCAGCGUUAUAUUAACUUUCACUGCGGGAAAUAUUCUGCAAUUGUUUACAACAGAUGUGUUGCACUUCCCCCUGAAGUCCAUCUAGUUCUGUUAUUUUUGGUUUUUAGACCAACUGAGCGAGAGUGUUCCAUUGCAUUUCCAACAUAAACACACACACAUAUUUUCAUUCCCCGUGCAGACCAAAACAAGCAGCAAAACCAGGAAAUGUUCACGAUGACCAAAUGUGUUGUAUUUUAAUUUCGGAUUUGUUGUGAGUUCCUCAUAUUUUAUAAAAUAUUUUAACUUUUUUUUGUUUUCAUUUUUGCAUUUUAUUUUUACAUUGUUUUUUUUAUCAAGAAUGCUGAGUUGUUUUUUAUAUAAUGGUUGUAAUUUUAUACAAGUGUCGUGUUUGAACAUUUCUGUUUCUUAUUAGAUACAGCGAGCACUAUAAAAAGACUGCCGUCAGUAUUGAGUUACUUUUGAUCGCAGACUUGAUUUUUAAAUCUUUUUUUUUUUUAAUAUAUAAUUUGUGGUUGUUGUUCAGAGAGUCACAGACAGUAGAAGUUUAUCAUGAUGUCACUUUGCACUACAGGAUUAAUCGCCAGUCAACGCUGUUCCGUGGCCCUUUGCAAUCAAUCACUCUUCCAGUGUUCACUUGUUAAGGAAUGUUGUUAAUCAGCACUACCAGGGAGGGAGCGGGAGGGGGGGUCGCCUUCUAAUUUACUUCAAAAUGGGUGGAAAAAGGGAUUUUCUGUUUUGUUUUUGCACUCUGUUAUGCCACUAACUAAAAGUUCAGAUCUACUAACCUGGAAAUUAAGCGUUCAUUGAUACCCUGUGUAUCUUGACACACGGGGCUUGUAAGUGCAUGAAUGUGCCGAUACCGCAAAAAAUGUCUGACACCACUGUUAUGAUUCCUGCCAUACUCUCCACUAAUGCCAGUUAAAUCGCUUCAUGUGAAAAUGAGCUUCGUUGUCUUUAGCUGUUCAGUGUUGUAACUGUGAAUGCUCCCUGAAUAAUUAUUUCUUGUGAAUCCAAAACUACUGUUGUCUGUAAUUUCACUAAGGAUCUAUUUAUUGUGUUGUUAUUGCAACCACAUUUAAAUCGAAAUAAAUGUCAAAUAUAUAAGCUACAUAACAUA